Panonychus citri (citrus red mite) is the source of this 2587-nucleotide messenger RNA. RefSeq names its product serine/threonine-protein kinase WNK3-like. Gene Ontology annotation, molecular function: potassium channel inhibitor activity; ATP binding; chloride channel inhibitor activity. The record is from RefSeq and is a predicted model, not a curated record. The transcript is spliced from 2 exons. Gene Ontology annotation, cellular component: cytoplasm. Bases 359 to 2020 code for a protein of 553 amino acids. Gene Ontology annotation, biological process: positive regulation of sodium ion transmembrane transporter activity; protein phosphorylation; negative regulation of sodium ion transport. Lineage: Eukaryota; Metazoa; Arthropoda; Arachnida; Trombidiformes; Tetranychidae.
ACUCAGAAUUGAACAAUUUUCAUGUUACAUCAAUUUUUUUAUUUUCAUCUCAUUUCUGUUUUUAUUUUGAUUAAUUGUGUCGUAAUUACUGUGCUUCAAAUUAACUAAUUGUCUGUUCUAAAAAUUUUCUCUCUUUACUUGGGGUAUGAUAUUGACUCUUUUUAAUUCACACUAAUUUUAUCUCAAGUUGUUUAAUAUUGUGUUUUACUAAUCUCAUCAUCAUCAUCAUCAUUAUUCAUCAUCGUGAUGAUGUUGAUGAUGAUGCUCAUUAAUUGGACCAGUUGAAUCAGUUCCAGUUUACCAGUUAUCCUCUUCUCUUUCAUCCCUUUUUUUUAAAAAAAAUUCUAUUUUACUGCAAAUGGCAAUGUAUCCUGACAAUCCAUUUGUCAAUGACGGAUGUAAGAAACAGCCCGAUGAAAAGUCCAGUGAACCAACCGAGGAAAAAAUAACAGAACAGUCCAACGAGAAUGUAACAGAACAGCCAAAUGUAAAGGUAGCAGAACAGUCUGAUGAAAAGGUUGUUGUUGAUCAACAACAACAACAACAACAACCAACAGUCAUGGAGAAAACUGAAACAGAGAAACCAGUGAAAAAUGGUAACAAUAAUCAUGUGGAAGAUAGUGAUGAUGGAGAAGAUCAAAUAAAUGCAGCCGAAUCAUCUCCCGAUGGGCGAUUUCUUAAAUUUGAACAAAUUGGCCGUGGAUCAUUUAAAACAGUCUAUAAGGGUUUGGAUACCCAAACUGGAGCCGCUGUGGCCUGGUGUGAGCUUCAAGAAAGUCUAUCUAAAUGUGAGAGACAACGAUUCCGUGAGGAAGUUGAAAUGCUUAAAGGUUUACAACAUUUCAAUAUAGUGAGAUUUUAUGAUUAUAUAGAGGUUAAUACGCCAAACCGAAAGUGUCUAGUCUUAAUAACGGAACUGAUGACCUCUGGUACCCUUAAAACAUACUUAAAACGUUUUAAAAAGAUAAACAUUAAAGUGUUAAAAUCUUGGUGCCGUCAAAUUUUAAAAGGAUUAAACUUUUUACAUUCACGAACACCACCAAUCAUUCAUAGAGAUCUUAAAUGUGACAAUAUAUUUAUUACCGGUACUAAUGGUUCAGUUAAAAUUGGUGAUCUUGGACUUGCAACAUUAAAAAAUCGUUCAUUUGCCAAAAGUGUUAUCGGUACACCAGAAUUUAUGGCACCCGAAAUGUAUGAAGAGCAUUAUGAUGAAUCGGUUGAUGUUUAUGCUUUUGGAAUGUGUAUGCUGGAAAUGGCCACAGGAGAAUAUCCAUAUUCAGAGUGUUCCGGUCCAGCGCAAAUAUAUAAGAAGGUGACCUCAGGUGUACCACCGGCAAGUUUUGAUAAGGUAGAGAAUCAAGAAAUUCGUGAUAUAAUUGGAAUGUGCAUUAGAUUGGAUAAAAUGGAAAGACCAACGGUUAAAGAGCUUCUUCAAAUGGACUUUUUCCAAGAGAAUACUGGAUUUAAGGUUGAAUUUGUUAACGAAGAGGAAAGUAUUAACAGUUCGAGUAAUAAGAUUGAAUUCCGGUUAAUUGUUACCGAUCCCAAAAAGAGAUCAGAUAAAUACAAGGAAAAUGAAGCAAUACAGUUUUACUUUGAAAUCGAUAAGGAUAACGCGGAUGAGGUCGCAUUGGCCCUUGUGGCAACGGGUUUCCUGAUGGAGGAAGAUGUUCGUACGGUCGCUUUAUUGAUUCGUAAUCAGUUGAGCACUUUACUUCGUAAUCGACAGCAGAAAUUAAAUAAAGCCAUGCAAGAAGCAGCCAAAGAAGCUCAAGAAACUCAGAAUGCUCAGAAUGCUCAGGAUACUCAAGUUUGUUUUCAACAAUUAGCUCAACAACAGCAACAAAUGCAACACCAACAACAGCAUAUAGAAAAUUUAAAACAAGAGUUACAUAAAUUAACAACCUUAUUAGUUAAUAGUAAAUUAAAAGACGCAGAAACUCAAACUGAAUCUAAAUUAUCAACCGAUGUUGGUGUAAAUACCAAUCCAGUUGUGAUCAUGGGAGAUGCUGGUAAAUGAUGAGGAUGCUUUUUAAAGUGAUGCUGUUUCUUUUUUCUGUCAACAACCACAACAACCACAUCAACAACAUCAACAACAACAACACCCACACACCCACACACACACACAUACACAUCCACAUAUAAACAAACACACACGCACACGAGGGAUUCAACCAUUAACCACAACACAGAUGAAUACAUAUGAUAGAAGAUGAGAAGAAACUAAAGUGAUCUAAUUACUAAUCAUCGUCAUCGCCAGUAAUCAAAUUGCGAGAAAACUUUUUCGAACAUUUUUGGACUAAAAAGCGAAAUUUUCGACCGGAAAAUGAAAAAAAGAAUUUUUUAUAUUUAAUAAGUUCCAACAAGAAAAAGUAAUGGUUGGUGAUUAAAGAAGAAAAAAAUUAGUCGAUCAUUUGAAAUGAUCAACAAUUUAAAAUUCUAUGUGUGUGUAUUAAUUUGGCAAAAGAAAAAGUUAAUUAAUUGAAAUUUGCUUUUCUUGCAUGAUAAUUAAUACACUCUAAUUUAGACAAUCAAGAUUACCCUUUUUAAACAAUUAAAAUUUAUAAAUAGUUAUACAAACAAUCAA